CAAGCGAGUGCCAGCUUCCUCCCAAGGCACGAGCAACCGAGAAAGCCACUCGCCCGUCCGUUCCCGCAACUCGAUCCAGUCCAGUUCGCGCACGACGUCGCAAAGCAUGUGCAAGGUGGCGAUCACGAUUCCGUCCCUCGUGUGGCUGCGCCGCGCCGUGCGGCGGUGGCGGUCCCGUGGCCGCGCCGCGGAUGCCUCCGGCUUCUCCUCCUCCUCCCCGCGUCCCUGCACCGCGGUGCCGGCGGGGCACGUGGCGGUGUGCGUGGAGGCCGCCGGCGGAUCCGGCUCCGGCUCCACCAGGCGGUUCGUGGUGCGGGUGGCGCACCUCAGCCACCCGGCGUUCCGGGAGCUGCUGCGGCAGGCGGAGGAGGAGUACGGCUUCCCGGCGGCCCCCGGGCCCGUCGCGCUUCCCUGCGACGAGGACCACUUCCUCGACGUCCUCCACCGCGUGUCCUCUUCGGGCACCACCGCCUCCUCCUGCUGCGGCCUCGCCACGCGGCGGUGCGCGCGCGGCGAGUCGCGGCCGCUGCUGCAAGGAAGAAUAAUGGCUGUGGAUCAGAAGCUCGCCUGGUGAUUGAUUGAUUCGUGCGUCCGUUGGCAUCUGCUGGCUGAACGGAUCGAGCGAGCCUGCGUGCUUAUGACAUAUUAGGGUGACGGGUUUCUGCAAGACUGCAAGUACGAACUCGCGUGCAAGUGCUCAGCUGGGGCCAUUGCCCAGCGCGAGCGGGAAAGGGCAAAGGCGUCUCGCCCGGCUGGCGCGGCCGAGUAGACCGUGCAUGCAGGCACAGGGAGGCAGGGCGGCAAAACAAGCGCCAGACUCGCCGCGCGCAUCCCGUGAGGCGGCGUGCGGCAAGAAGCAGCACUACCCCGGCUACCGCGAUGGGCCAAGCCUGCGUGGGCAAAUUUCUAUUAGGAAAGAAGCCACGGACAUUGUUAACAGCAGCUAGUUGUAUAUGGAUUUAAGUUAGAGUUAAGGAAGCCUAUAAAUUUUAGUGCGAAUAAACGUGGUUCCUGGUGAUUUUGCCCCA
Sorghum bicolor (sorghum) is the source of this 1028-nucleotide messenger RNA. Its product is annotated as auxin-induced protein 10A5. The record is from RefSeq and is a predicted model, not a curated record. Gene Ontology annotation, biological process: response to auxin. NCBI's taxonomy places the organism in Eukaryota, Viridiplantae, Streptophyta, Magnoliopsida, Poales, Poaceae. The coding region runs from base 107 to 574 and encodes 155 amino acids. The transcript has a single exon.